Rhea pennata is the source of this 889-nucleotide messenger RNA. It is a transcript of the gene PIMREG, whose product is annotated as PICALM interacting mitotic regulator. The record is from RefSeq and is a predicted model, not a curated record. NCBI's taxonomy places the organism in Eukaryota, Metazoa, Chordata, Aves, Rheiformes, Rheidae.
CCGUCGCUGGAGCUAUAUACUCUUGACCAAGAACUGGAACAAGAUGGUAUCUGUGCUCCAGAAUGUUAAGACAACAAUGGGCUGGCAGAAACACCAGCUCCUAGUUGACCUCAAUGAGAAUGAGAGCCCUGUGCCUGACAAAUUUAAGAGAAGGGCUUCUUUGAGUUCUCUUAAUACCAUACGCAUGUCUCUAAGGAAGCGAAUACCUUUAAAGCAAGUAGAGCUGAAUUUCCACGAGACUCCAACUUGGGAAAGUCUGGAAGGAAAAGACAAGUACCAAACUCUCCAGAGCAUCACAAGAACAGCAAAAAACACUUUGGGAAAAGUGUCCCAGAAAAUACAGAAGUCUUGCCAAAAACCAGUACACUCACUAGUGGCCUUUCCAGCUGAACCCAUUGCCAGGAGAAGCUGUGCAGCCAGCUCUUCCAAGAAGAGAAGCACUCCACUUCGAACCCCUUGCCAUAAGAAAAGUGUUACUCCAGCAGCCAGUUCCAGAGACACCCCAAGAUCCAGCAAGAGAGCCUUGCUUGGGCCAACAAGAAUGACAGAGCAGAGAGAAUGGAGGCGUUUCUCAUGCUGGCUUGGUAAAGAUGCUGUCCCACUCCGGAGAUCAAGGAGAGCAGCAGCACUAAAGAGUCCUUAUUCAUCACCUUCUGCUAACAGAAGGAUAGAGUUUGACUGCGAGCUGGAACUGGUCUCCUCGGGGAUUUGCCGACUGAAGCGUCUCUCCCAGGCAUUUGAUGAGGCUGUUGUGCAAGAAGAGAGGCAACAAGCAAUAUCAAUCUACAACUAUCUAAUGACACAAAACUUGCGGUUUCUGCACAAUCUCAAACUCUUUCAAGCUAUCAGAAGGCAAGCAAAGAAUCUCCAUCAAGCUGUUUGUACUUAG